Molecule: messenger RNA, 1166 nt
Organism: Maniola jurtina (meadow brown)
Lineage: Eukaryota; Metazoa; Arthropoda; Insecta; Lepidoptera; Nymphalidae
Exons: 9
Coding region: 198-1160 (320 amino acids)
Source: RefSeq, a predicted model, not a curated record
UUGACAAAUUUUGCUGAAGUUUUCUUUUGGGAAGGUUUUUAAAUUUAUUAUAAUGUUUUGGAGAUUUUCGUGAUCUGAUCUGAAAAAUUACCUAUUGUUAAUUUCUAAGUCCAUGAGUGAUAUACAAGUACCUAAAAUUUAAAAUAUUUUGAUACCUGUUUGAUACAUAUAAAUUCUAAGUGAAAAGCACUAGUGAAAUGCAAGUGCAGAAAAUUGCAGAUCCGUACAGCUAUUGCCCCAACAGCAACAUUUUUAAGAUGGACAUGUAUGUAGAAGCGAGCAAGUCUGGAAAACUUGAAGAAGCAGAACCGGCAGCUUUUAGUUCUACGCGGUCUCGCUACGCGCUAUACGAAAGUCGUUGCCAAGCCGCUGAUAAUAUGCAGCAGGCGCGCACUCGGCUACCUCGAUCACAAUCUUCGCCAGAACGCAUAUCCGAGUCCCAAAGCCCGCGUCGCACGCGCAGCCCGUCCUCUGCUGGACUGCGAGACACCACCGUUUGUAUCCCACCUGCAAUCCUCUCACCACUGCUCUACAGUAACGUUGCCGUUGCAUUCUACUCGCCUCGUCCCCCGUCCGUGCCGAUGUACUUGCUUCCUCUACCGUCCAAUCCUGAACUACUUAAUGGCGCCAAGAUCAAAGAAAAGAAAUCUAUGAGCAAGAAAUCAAAGAAGGUCGUGCAAUACGUGAUGCGGACUAUUCUGCGAGGGGUUUACAAGGUUGCAGCUAUUCGAGCCAUGCCUCCUGAACGAGCCCCGGGCAUCAGCUCCGUUACUACUGAAGACAUUUCACCGCCUAAAACUAGCGGUCCUGUAUUCCACAGCGUUGCUUCCCAAACCAAACCGAAAAGCCAUUUCAACAGGCCAUCCGCGGCUGCAGUCACGGAUGAAUUUUCGAAUUCUAGUGAAGAAUGCUGUGAGGAGUGCGACGCCACGUGCGAGUGGGCCGGCAACGUGCGCGCGCUGCGCGAGUCGCACGUACGCCUCGUGCUGCGCCAGCUUCAGCAGCUACGCGACAUCGAGCGCCUCGACCGCACGCUGCAUCGCGCGCACGCCUCCCCACCCGCGCAAGCUCUGGAAUUGAACGUGCCCAAUCCGGCGUCCAGUUUGGCUCAGUCAGCUUGUUUACUUCGAGCCAUAAAGACGAAGGAGAGAGCCCCAUGAUUGGAC